Olea europaea var. sylvestris is the source of this 2230-nucleotide messenger RNA. RefSeq names its product sodium/hydrogen exchanger 2-like. The record is from RefSeq and is a predicted model, not a curated record. Gene Ontology annotation, cellular component: membrane. The transcript has 14 exons. Lineage: Eukaryota; Viridiplantae; Streptophyta; Magnoliopsida; Lamiales; Oleaceae. Gene Ontology annotation, biological process: proton transmembrane transport; regulation of stomatal closure; regulation of pH. Bases 438 to 2054 code for a protein of 538 amino acids. Gene Ontology annotation, molecular function: sodium:proton antiporter activity.
AGUUUUUUCUUUCUAAUCACGGAUGAUGACAGACAAGUCGUUUUUGUUUCUUGAAAUUUUGAUAGCAAGAUUGAACUAAUUUUCAUAAAUUUUUGUUCAAUUUUCUCUGCCUUGCAAAGAAAUUAUCAUGUUUUUGUGAAAAAAACUUUACCUGGGAGAAACCACAUUGCUUUCUCAUUUCCCUCAAAAGAAUUAUCAAUUUUGUUGUUAACACUUAUGAGUGUCCAUGCAGAAAAUAAUUUUAUCUUCUGCAAAAUUGGAUAAAAUAAAUAGAUUGGGUUUUUUCUUAGCUCGAUGUAUUCCAACCUAUCAAGGUUAUUUUCAUGCAGAGUUUUAAAAAUGGAUUUCGAAGCUGACAGUUUCGGGACUUGAAGCUGAAUUAUCUCUUUCUGAAAAACGAUAAAGUUUCAAUUAAUUUGGUUCAAAUACUCUGAAAAAUGGAUAACGGGUUUGAAUUGGGUGCUUGGGUGCAAAAACUUUACAUGUUAUCCACUUCUGAUCAUGCAUCAGUUGUGUCGAUGAACCUCUUCGUGGCCCUCCUCUGCGGAUGCAUUGUUAUUGGCCAUCUGCUUGAGGGGUAUCGUUGGAUGAACGAAUCAAUCACGGCCCUUAUCAUAGGUUUAUGUACUGGAGUGGUUAUAUUGUUGAUGAGUAGGGGCAAGAGCUCACAUCUCCUGGUCUUUAGUGAGGAUCUGUUCUUCAUCUAUCUUCUUCCUCCUAUUAUAUUUAAUGCUGGGUUCCAGGUUAAGAAGAAACAAUUUUUCCGUAACUUCAUCACUAUAACGUUGUUUGGAGCUUUUGGUACACUUAUUUCAUGCGCUGUCAUAUCCACGGGUGUCAUGUUAUUCUUUAAGAACCUGGAAAUUGGCUACCUGGAUAUUAGUGACUAUCUUGCAAUUGGUGCAAUAUUUGCUGCAACAGAUUCUGUUUGCACAUUGCAGGUGCUAAGUCAAGAUGAGACGCCACUACUUUACAGUUUAGUGUUUGGAGAAGGUGUAGUGAAUGAUGCUACUUCAGUGGUGCUUUUCAAUGCCAUUCAAAACUCUGAUCUGACAACUAUUGAUCCAACAAUUGCUUUACACUUUAUUGGAAGUUUCUUGUACUUAUUUCUUGCGAGCACGCUGCUCGGGGUUUUGACUGGACUUCUCAGCGCUUUUAUAAUCAAAAAGUUAUACUUCGGAAGGCACUCUACAGAUCGUGAAGUUGCGCUUAUGAUUCUCAUGGCAUAUUUAUCAUAUAUUCUAGCAGAACUAUUCUAUCUUAGUGGAAUUCUCACUGUAUUUUUCUGCGGAAUUGUGAUGUCUCAUUACACCUGGCACAAUGUGACAGAGAGCUCAAGAAUUACUACAAAGCAUGCUUUUGCAACUUUGUCAUUUGUCGCCGAGACUUUUAUCUUCCUCUAUGUUGGCAUGGAUGCCUUGGACAUUGAGAAGUGGAGGUUUGUGAGUGACAGUCCCGGGACUUCAGUUGCAGUGAGUUCGACACUUUUGUGCCUAGUUUUGUUAGGGAGAGCAGCUUUUGUGUUUCCUUUAUCAUUCUUAACUAACUUGACGAAGAAAUCUCAGAAUGAACAUAUCACCUUUGGGCAACAAGUGAUAAUAUGGUGGGCUGGACUCAUGAGGGGUGCUGUGUCUAUGGCCCUUGCUUAUAAUAAGUUCACGACAUCUGGGCAUACUAAACUACGACCUCAUGCAAUAAUGAUUACCAGCACUAUAACCGUUGUUCUUUUCUCGACUAUGGUAUGUGGUCUAAUGACACAGCCCCUUAUAAGACUUCUGCUACCACAUCCGAAACAGUCUAGCAGUGCUGCAUCAUCUGGUUCUAAUACUCCGAGGUCGGUGAGGAUACCACUCCUCGGGAAUCAACAGGACUCUGAAGCUGAUAUGAGUGACGAACAUCCGCCUACUAGUCUACGCAUGCUUUUAGCAACACCUACUCACACUGUGCAUCGAUGCUGGCGUAAGUUCGAUGACACGUUCAUGCGACCGGUGUUUGGUGGACGGGGGUUUGUUCCUUUCAUUCCUGGUUCACCGACCGAACAGAAUCCAUACUGAUGUUGAUGAAAGCAAGGAUAAAGAACCAUGGAGUAUUUUGUACAAGUCGAGUUUAGUCAGAUGAACCUGGGGACAUUUUAUGACCUUCAAUAAACUGAUGGAAACCACAUUGUACGGUGCUAGAUUGAAUUAUAUUUGCGUGUCACGAUAUCACUUAAAGAUUAUUUUCCACUUUA